Molecule: messenger RNA, 3007 nt
Organism: Achroia grisella
Lineage: Eukaryota; Metazoa; Arthropoda; Insecta; Lepidoptera; Pyralidae
Gene: lqf
Product: epsin-2
Exons: 11
Coding region: 191-1759 (522 amino acids)
Biological process (GO): endocytosis
Cellular component (GO): clathrin vesicle coat; endosome; plasma membrane
Molecular function (GO): phospholipid binding; clathrin binding
Source: RefSeq, a predicted model, not a curated record
UGAUUUCAGUCAAAAUUUGUCAAUUCUUCAAAAAAAACUAUUUUGUUUAGACCAGAAUUAAACAAAAUUAUUAGAUUUCGCGUAGUGAUUUCGUGCCGUGUUAUGUGAUAAUAAUAUAAUGUGUAAUAUAUUACAUAAAUAACAGAAAAAAGCGUGUUUUUAAUACAAUAUAGUGAAUCAUUGCCACUUGAUGCCCCGAGGGCGGGACGACAUGCAAGUCAACGUGUCCGGUUUGAGGAGAAAUAUCAAGAACCUCGCCCACAACUACUCCGAUGCUCAGGUCAAAGUGCGCGAGGCCACAUCGAACGACCCAUGGGGCCCAUCAAGCACCCUCAUGGCGGAGAUCGCCGACCUGACCUACAACGUGAUGGCUUUCACGGAGAUCAUGCAGAUGAUCUGGAAGAGGCUGAACGACCACGGCAAGAACUGGCGGCACGUGUACAAGGCGCUGGUGCUGAUGGAGUAUCUGAUCAAGACUGGUAGUGAGAAGGUGGCUAUGCAGUGCAAGGAGAAUAUAUACGCUAUACACACACUGAAGGACUUUCAGUAUAUGGAGGAAUGUAAAGAUCAAGGUCUAAAUGUUAGAGAGAAAGCGAAACAGCUGGUCAAUCUGUUGAAAGAUGACGAGCGACUGAAGAAUGAACGGGCGCGAGCGCUGAAAGCGAAACAGCGGUUCGCUCAAAGCGCUAGCGCUUUCGGCAGCGAUGGAGCGCUCGACACGCCCUCUAGUCCUGGCUAUCCCGCGAUGGGCGGAGAGUUCGCCGAUUGGGGCGCGAACGGGGGCGCCGGGGGCGCGGGCGGGGGCGCGGGAGGGGGGCGGGAGGCCGAGCUGGCGCGCCCCCUCACGGCCGGCGAGGAGGAGCUGCAGCUGCAGCUGGCGCUCGCCAUGUCCCGCGAGGAGGCGGAGCGGGAGGAGCGACGGCGCCGCUCGGAUGACGUGCGCCUGCAGCUCGCUAUCAGCCAGUCGCAGAACGACUUCCAGGCUACGGGUGUGGAAAAGAAGCCAGAGCCGCAGCAGUCUCACCUGUUGGACCUACUGGAUGUGAACCUGUCACCUGCACCAGCCACUGAUCCAUGGGGGCUCACGUCGCCACAACAAAGACAGGAGACGUCCCCGGAGUCGUGGUCGGCGGUGGGCAGUCCGUCGCGGGAGGCCUGGGGCUCCGCCGCGGCCGCGCCCCCCGCAGCUCUACCUGCGGAUCCCUGGGCGCCGCUCACACAGAGUAAAUCGCAAGCGUCGGUGCUGUCAUCGCCUUCGUCUUCGGAGCUGGAACAGUUCGAUGCGCUGUCACAGCGGCCGCGCACCCAUCAGAACAACAACAUCGAGCCGGACCCGUUCGACCUCACUGCACUCGGUGACAACCUAGCUAAGCCGUCGUCUCCGGUGGCGGCGAUGAAGAAGUCCCCGUCGGCGUUCCUCGGGGAGAACUCGUCGCUGGUGAACCUGGAGCGGCUGCUGCAGCCCGCGCCGCUGGACCCGCCCGCGCCCAACCCCUUCGCAGCCCCCGAGCCCGCACGGAACGUGUUCCUACCCCCGCACCCGGCGAGAUUGACAAUCAACGAGCUGAAGCAGCAGCAGAUGGGUCUGAGCGGCGUGAGCUUCCCCGCGGGCGCGGGCAUGGGCCCCGCAGCUCCCAUGGGCCCCGCAGGUCCCGUGGGCCCCGUGGGCCCCGCGUCGGACCCGUGGGCGGCGCCGAGAGCGACGUCCCCGUGGUCGCCGCCUCACUCGCGGCAGACCCCCAACCCCUUCCUCUCCUAGCCCUCCGCGCACUGAGUGGAGAUAAACCAGUGUGCCGCGCCACUGCACGCACUCGUCGCUUGCUCCACACUACACUACACACUACGCACUACACACUACGCGCACUAUCCGAGUACCCCGUAUGACACUAUUUAUUGUAAAUGCUACUCGAGGUAAUAUAUGCGUGUAGAGAUGCUGGAAUAAGGUAUUGUAUUACUAAAUGUAUUUUAAUAAUGUGAAUUUUAUUAGAAUACAUCUAGUAAUGCAUUAUAAUCGCAAUAGUUAAUUCAUGGUAAAAAAAGCCGUGUCCGCUGCUUCGUGUAAAUCACUACGGACCAACCAAGUCAAUAGUUUCUGCAGACACGGCUUUAUAUAGACACGUAGCUAAAUAUGGAGUACGCGUAAAGAGGAUGUGUAUAUACACCUGUCUCACUCGCACCUCCAUCUAUUAAGAGACGACUGCCAUAAGUAGGGAACAUUUGGAAUGCGUAUCAAAACUUCAAUGAAAACUAUUCUAAAUAUAUGCGACAAAGUGGUAAUUCUGUGAUAAUUUUUGUACUGACCGACUGUAUAUCAGCAGCCUAACCUAAUAUAUGUAUUGUAGUGUUUUCUCACUUACUAAUUAUGAGAAUAACUUGAAGGAACAGGACAAAACAUUUAUAUAAGUUUGUUGUGCGUCCUAUUUUUAAAUAUAGUGAUAUUAAAUGAAAUUUUUGCUACUUAGAGAAGAACUGACGCACUUUUUAUGUAUUAUUAAUCAAAUUUAAUAAUAAUACUGUCUCUAGACGAUGCACACAGCGCCAUCUAGUCCCAAGACAAACAGAGCUUGUAUUAUGGGUACUAGACAACUGCUAUAAAUAUUUAGAUAGAUCAGUAAAUGCAUACAUAAUAUACAUAGAAAACACCCAGAUACUAAACAAUCAUACUCGUGAAUACAAAUGUUUGCAUCGAGGACUCGAACCCAGGACCAUAGGAAUAAGGUUUAAAAUAAAAGAUAUAUUUAGAAUAAUUUUGUUAUAACUUUGAUGGGUGAUUCAAAAGUUCCCUACUCUUGUGGCAAGUUAACAUGUCAUAUUAAGAUAACCUGACAAAUAUAUUUUUUAUUUGUCAGGUAUAAAUAACCUAAAAAUGUCAAAAUUACAAUAUAUUUUUGUACGCCAAAAUGUAAUUAUUUAUUGUCAAUAAUGUUAGUUUGUGUAACGAUGACUUAGUACAAUAGUUGAUUGUGUAAAUUGUGGAUUUCGGUUGAAAGGAGACCAACUAAAUUAG